This is a messenger RNA of Magallana angulata, 3143 nucleotides long. RefSeq lists its product as uncharacterized. NCBI's taxonomy places the organism in Eukaryota, Metazoa, Mollusca, Bivalvia, Ostreida, Ostreidae. Gene Ontology annotation, biological process: protein polyubiquitination; proteasome-mediated ubiquitin-dependent protein catabolic process. Gene Ontology annotation, molecular function: zinc ion binding; ubiquitin protein ligase activity. The record is from RefSeq and is a predicted model, not a curated record. Bases 27 to 2675 code for a protein of 882 amino acids. The transcript is spliced from 3 exons.
AUUUUGAGACAAAAACCAUCAACACCAUGGACACAUCAAUGACCCAUUAUAGAGUACGCCGGUGUUCUGUGUGCCCUAAUGAUUUAGAGUAUCUUUGCGCAUCGUGUCCGUGUGAUCUGUGUCCCCAUUGUAAAGAGAACCAUGUCCAAGAUCUCGGAACUAUUGACCAUCGUGUUGUAUCGUUCCAUGAGACAUAUUUACCAGUACAAGAGAUAUGUCUGAAACAUCCUGACCAUCUCUAUAGAAAGAUCUGUAAAUGGUGUGAUCGUACUGAUUGCUUCCAUUGCAAAGAGCAUGAACAAAUUUCAUUACAUGCCAUGAGAAAUAAAAUAAAGCAUCAAAAAGAAAGAACUUCAAUUCACAUCAUCACAAACGAAGCUCUCUUAUAUAGAGGUGUUCUUAUGGAAAGCAUCAAAAUUGAUGUCAACAUCUGCCAAAACAUUUUCUCUUUCUAUCAUGUAGAUAUGUUAACAAACGCUCAGAUACUGAAGGACCUCGUUAGAAGGGUGUUGCGUAGCUUUCAUUUUACGCAAAGAUGUUUAAAUCAAAAGAUAAAAAUGAAGAGAUAUCUUUCUAGCGCUGAGAUAUAUGAAGACACAUAUGAACAGACGGCAAUCAGACUGGUACACUCUCUAUUGAACAAAAAGAGAACAUGCCUCCCAAAGAUUCAUCUUGCACACCACACAAGCCAACUCGCCAUGAAAGAGUUACUUGAAAAGAGAAGUGUGAUAGACUUGCUGACUCAAAUCCAAGUCACAGAGAAGGGGAAAGGACGCAUAGAAAAUGAGCAUCUGUUAAAACUAAUGCCUGGUCCCGAGUUGCAUCAAUCUGUCACAUUACCAAAUUCUCACGGAUGUUUCCAUAUGACUAGUGUGACAUCAAAUUUGUUUUGGGCCAGUUAUAUCGAUAACAAUAUUAUCUUGUCAAACACUACAGGUGACACAUUGUAUCAUUUAUUAGAUACACCUUCUGAUCUUCUCAGUGGAUAUGGAGCACACACAGUGAACAGUUCAAACGAAUUGAUUUAUAUCGACAAAGAAUAUAACAUAAAAAAACUAUCAAUGGAUUUGAAAACAACGACCACGUUUCUAACAAGAGCACAACUUAAACUGAGACCUCAGUGUAUAUACUGGUCCCUGACAACUAAUGAAUUACUUGUCGGAAUGUGUAAAAAGAAAAUAGAAUAUGUAGAACUGUCUGAAGAGUCUGAGAAGAUUCAUGAUUAUACAUGGACAGGCGGUGUAACACGGUUCAAUGAAACCGGAAAACUUACACAAAUAAUAUAUGGUGGGGACACAGGAUCUGAACUCUUCAAAUAUCCAUGCAAAAUAACAGAAAACAACAAUGGAGAUAUUGUAGUUUCUGAUUGGUCUACGGCUGUAGUGGUGACGGAUCGUGAAGGGAGGCAUCGUUUUUCUUACACAGGACAUCCACCAGGAUCAAAACUACAGCCACGUGGAAUUUGUACGGAUGCACUUUCACACAUCUUGGUAUGUGAUGAUGAAACCGAGACAGUACAGUUGUUAGAUAAAGAUGGUAAGUUCUUGCUACAUCUACUGAUAAGACCACCAGGGAUAAUCAGACCACACAAUUUGAACUAUGAUGUCGCCACUCAUCGUCUCUGGGUUGGAUCAGAGGAUAUUAACAAGGUUCUUGUCUACAAGUAUAUUACCCGACAAGACGCCGUAAUUGAUCAAUAUCAAACCACUACUAUUAUGGAGUCACCAAAUGAAAACCCAACCCAGGAAACAGAGACACCGCAGGACAGACAUGAGUGUCUGCUGCAACUGAUGUCUUCCCCUGAGUUACAACAAUCAUUCACAGUGAAAGAUGUUAAGUCUUGUUAUCACAUUUCCUAUUUUAAAUUAGACCUGGUUUGGGUAAGUGAAAGUUGUAAUCUUGUACUGACAAACACAACAGGCAGCACUGAACAUCACUUGACCGACAUACCUGUCGAUACAUUCAGUGGAUUACACAGUGUGAACAGCGAAGGAGAAUUGUUUUUUAUUGAUAGGGAUUAUAACAUUAAAAAACUAUCAAAUGAUCUGAACACAAUCACUAUAUUUGCAAAGCAAACAGACGACCCUAACUGGACACCACGGAGUGUGUACUGGUCACCGUCUGGUGGAGACUUACUGGUUGGUUUGGGUAAAGCAAAUCCUGAAACUGGCAAGAUUUCCCGCUAUAACCGAACCGGGCAGCAGACACAACCAAGGCAACACAACAACUCAGAUCAAGAGAUAUAUAAAGAUCCUAAAAUUAUCACAGAAAACAACAAUGGAGAUAUCGUGGUCUCUGAUUUUGAUGCUGUAGUUGUGACAGAGCGUGGAGGAAGACAUCGUUUCUCCUACACAGGGCAUCCACCAGGGUCACCUCUAAAACCCCGUGGUGUCUGCACUGACGCAAUGUCCCACAUCCUAGUGUGUGAUAAUAGAUCCCGCACAGUGCAUAUGUUAGAUGAAAACGGUCAAUUUUUGUCAUAUCUAUUACCAAAAUCACAAGACUUGGGUGCACCAAGCAGCCUGAGUUAUGAUGCCAACACUCAUCGUCUCUGGCUAGCAGCAGGAUCAUAUAAAAAGUACAAGGUGUUUGUCUACAAAUACAUGACUUUGAAAGACCCUCCGACUGAUGAAGAACAUCCACAGGAUCCUGAAGGGUUUCCUUUAUCCAACUGAACAUCAGCCUGUGAAUCAAAGUACAUGUACAUGUAUAUUAUAUAUUUAUAUCUUAAAGAUAAUACUGCCAAAACUAACAUGCCUUUGCACUUAAAAUGACAGACGUGCAACAAUGAUUCUGAAUUUAAUGUAAGUAAUUGCAUACUCUAACGAAAUAAAUAUUUCAUCAUUUUAAUAAAAUAUUUUUAUUGUUAUAGUAAAAUAUUUUUUGGGGAUAAAGAGUGUCGUUUAUUAACAUUUGAACGAAGACAACCAUUUGGUUGUUAAUAUUUUUAAUAUAUCUUAAAAAUGAAAAUAUGUUCAAAUAUGUACAUGUAUUUACAACACAAUGUUGCAAUAAAAUUCAUGUUGAUUGUUUUGGUAAUUUUCUAAAUCAGAUAUAAUACGAAAUACGUUGAGCAUAUGUAUACUUGAAAGCUUUUCUUCUGGGGGACUACUUUGCAUUAAUUAACUUCUUAAAUUGUAAAU